AUGGCAGGCUUGCCAGCUGGAUUGGAAGGUGGAUCGUCGGAUGAGCAACAACAACAGCAACAACAACAGCGAGCGCAGAUGGAGGAGCAGAAGCGAACGAUGCUCAGCACCGUGUUGGAUCACGAGGCCCGAGAGAGGUUGUCCCGCAUCAACCUAGUCAAACCUGAGAAAGCUCGAGCUAUCCAAGAUCUCAUCCUGCGAAUGGCACAGUCGGGUCAGGUCAGGCAGAGGAUAACGGAACCUCAGCUGAUCGGAUUGUUGGAGCAGAUCGAGAGCCAAGGCAGGGGAGGAUCGGGCAGCGGAGGUGGGCCAGGCAAGAUCACUGUGAGUUCGCGGGGCUGCAAAGCGUUGGGGUCUGCGAUUGCAAAGCGAGCAGAGAAGACGAUGCUGAGCGUUUGUGGGAGCAAGCAUUCAAGACGUCGUUACGAGCUACGCGGCUUGAGCACAGGACCUGAUUGAGCUUGCUAACACUUAAUCUUUGGCACUGGCUACUCCAUUCUCAAUUCCAGUUCAC
This is a messenger RNA of Ceraceosorus guamensis, 514 nucleotides long. RefSeq lists its product as hypothetical. Gene Ontology annotation, molecular function: DNA binding. Bases 1 to 459 code for a protein of 152 amino acids. The transcript is spliced from 2 exons. Lineage: Eukaryota; Fungi; Basidiomycota; Exobasidiomycetes; Ceraceosorales; Ceraceosoraceae. Gene Ontology annotation, cellular component: cytosol; nucleus. The record is from RefSeq and is a predicted model, not a curated record.